Halteromyces radiatus is the source of this 480-nucleotide messenger RNA. Its product is annotated as NUDIX hydrolase domain-like protein. NCBI's taxonomy places the organism in Eukaryota, Fungi, Mucoromycota, Mucoromycetes, Mucorales, Cunninghamellaceae. The transcript is spliced from 2 exons. Gene Ontology annotation, cellular component: mitochondrial large ribosomal subunit. The record is from RefSeq and is a predicted model, not a curated record. Gene Ontology annotation, molecular function: structural constituent of ribosome; hydrolase activity. Bases 1 to 480 code for a protein of 159 amino acids.
AUGGUUCGCCGUCCUGCCAUUUCUUCGAUAAAUACAAAGAAUAAGAAUGACGAUGUACAUUCUUUGACACGCCAUCCCACUUCAUCUCUCUAUAUGUUAGUCAAAAAAGAUAGAGAACACCAUGCGUGGCAAUUACCUCAAGGUGGUAUUGAUCCUGGAGAAACAGUACUUCAAGGAGCUCUUCGAGAGUUAGAAGAAGAAUGUGGACAACAUCUCAAGGUCAACCCUGUAGAAACUACUUCGUCCUUUUAUUAUCAAUACAAGUUCCCUGAUGCUUUUAUUGCCAAACACAAAAGGAAUUAUAUUGGAGCAAAGGUUCAAUUUAUACGUUCUGACUGGAUAUCUGGUCAAUGUCAACCUGAUGAUCAUGAAAUCGUUGAUUUUGCUUGGCUUUUAGAAUCCGAAAUCAAACAAUAUGUUACUCCUGAAUACUUCAAUGCUAUUACACCCCUCUUACGAUACCCAAAUUCAUCCAGUUAA